UCACGACCUUAACCCGGAUGUAAAGGGCCGCCUGUGAGAAAAUCCGAUCCGGGCGAAGCACUGAUCCUAAAAGGGAAGAGUGAUAGUCGCCAGCCCCGGUCUUGGCGUCUCCUGUCCCUGCUCCGGUGCAGGAAGAGUGAUGCGUCUCCUUUUGAGCGCGACUGACGGACGAGGAGCGGACGCCGCGCGGACAGAGCGAGCGUGCGCCGCCGCCGCUGUGCUGCAUCCAGUCACACAGAUGCCUGGGGGCCUUUGAUCUGGGGUCCGUGUCACUCCGGCGUGGGGGAUCGGCGUCGAGCGAGCGGGGACCGCAGCGGCACAGCGAGGCGGGGCGGCAGGGGGCAGCUUUGCAGGAGGAAGACUGCUGCUGCCCGUGUGUGUUCUGUCUCCCUGCUCUUCUCUCUGGACCAGCGAUUCAGAGGCAUUUUUGUGGUUUUUAAAUUUUUUCCCCUCCCCUGGACAUCGGUGCUCUGGCCGUACACUCCCGCUGUCAAAGCUGGCGAUGUCAAGAGUACCAAGUCCUCCUCCCCCCGCGGAAAUGUCAAGCGGGCCUGUGGCUGAGAGCUGGUGUUACACUCAGAUCAAAGUGGUGAAGUUCUCCUACAUGUGGACCAUCAACAACUUCAGCUUCUGCCGCGAGGAGAUGGGCGAAGUCAUCAAGAGCUCCACCUUCUCUUCGGGAGCCAAUGACAAGCUCAAAUGGUGUCUGCGAGUCAACCCCAAAGGCCUGGACGAGGAGAGCAAAGACUACCUGUCCCUCUACUUGCUCCUGGUCAGCUGUCCCAAGGCGGAGGUCCGUGCCAAAUUCAAGUUCUCCAUCCUCAAUGCCAAGGGGGAGGAGACCAAAGCCAUGGAGAGCCAGAGGGCCUACCGCUUCGUCCAGGGCAAGGACUGGGGCUUCAAGAAGUUCAUUCGCCGGGACUUCCUGCUGGACGAGGCCAACGGACUGCUCCCUGAUGACAAACUCACCCUGUUCUGUGAGGUGAGCGUGGUGCAGGACUCUGUGAACAUCUCGGGUCAGAACACCAUGAACAUGGUGAAGGUGCCGGACUGCCGGCUGGCCGACGAGCUGGGCGGGCUUUGGGAGAACUCGCGCUUCACCGACUGCUCCCUCUGCGUGGCUGGGCAGGAGUUCCAGGCCCACAAGGCCAUCCUGGCAGCGCGCUCCCCCGUGUUCAGCGCCAUGUUCGAGCACGAGAUGGAGGAGAGCAAAAAGAACCGCGUGGAGAUCAACGACGUGGAGCCUGAAGUCUUCAAAGAGAUGAUGUGCUUCAUUUACACGGGCAAGGCGCCCAACCUGGACAAGAUGGCCGACGACCUGCUGGCAGCAGCAGACAAGUAUGCCCUGGAGCGGCUGAAGGUGAUGUGCGAGGACGCCCUGUGCACCAGUCUGUCGGUGGAGAACGCAGCCGAGAUCCUCAUCCUCGCCGACCUGCACAGCGCCGACCAGCUCAAGACUCAGGCCGUCGACUUCAUCAACUAUCACGCGGCGGAGGUGAUGGAGACCUCGGGGUGGAAGUCCAUGGUAGCCUCUCACCCGCACCUGGUGGCCGAGGCCUACCGCUCCCUGGCCUCCGCGCAGUGUCCCUUCCUGGGGCCGCCCCGCAAGCGGCUGAAACAGUCCUAGUGAGCAGUGCCCUCCCCCCCACCCCACCCCCCCUCGUAGCUAAGCUCUCAGCUGCUCCCUCCCCAACCUCCUCCACCUCCAGACACUCUGAUGAGUCCACUGUUAAACAUCUACCCCACCCCCCUAACCCCCCCCCCGCCAACCCCCCCGCCCCCCUCGAAACCCCCUCAGCCAAUACUGCUGUAUCUGUAUCUCAGAAAGCUUGAUGGGAGAGCGAAGAGGGAUGAGACGGGUGACCCGUGAGGCAGGCGGCUGCCGUGCGGCUCGCCCCGUCUGUGAGCCAGAGGCCGCACGCUGUGACCUCGCCACCAGGAGUGAGGCAGCCCAGCAGGCCGAUGGGGGGGGAAAAAAACUCGCCGGACUUUCUCCGCGGGGGAAAGGACUAAUAGCGUUAUUAUUAAAUCCGCAUCCAUUAAAUGGGAAUGGAAGAGAGAGAGAAAAAAAUGAAAUGUCCAGGCACGGUUCGUAAUCUUUAUCCCAUCAUCCCCCUCUCCUGUCUGCGUAGUGACAUCGGAGAAUGCGUUGUGAAAGUCUGCGGGGAACAUUUGAAGAUCAAAAAAAGCAAGGUGAAGGAACAGAUAAGCCCGUUGACACCAAGAUGCCAUCGGCCAUUCCAGAGGCUUCUGCAAAAACUGCAAAUACACAAGAAACAAAAAUGGAGGGAUAUUUAAAAACAAAACAAACAAAAAAAACGGCAACGGAUAACUUUGCACUACUGUAGAUGUCUGUCUGCUCCUGGUCUCAGUUGUACAUGCCCACAAUGACUUUAUAUUGAGAAUUUGAAGAGGAAGAUAUGGGAGUUGACUGGACAUUCCAGCCAGUAGCUGAGCACUGAGGAGACUCAAGAAGAAAAACAUGGACUCUGCUUGGCUUGCUGUUAAAAAAUGCAACUGAGAGAAGAUAUAUAGGAAUAUAAUUACGCAAGCAUACAGUUGGAACAAUGUAAAUUAAUUUUUGUGACAUUUGUAUUUGAAUUUUUCUUUCCUCUUAGUAGCACUUGUGUAUUAAAAUCCUCGGUUUCUGUACAAAAAGAGAAAAGUAACCAAAAGUCAAGUUGCUCAGAUAAUAAACUAAAAAUUGCCAAUAACAAUUCCAAGGUCCAAUCAGGCAUGCGGAUCUUCCUUUUGACCUUUUUUAAUUUCAGAAAAAGGCUGUUAUACUAUAGAUGUUUUUUCUUAACAGUUUGUACAAACCUCAAUGUUUUGAACAUAUUUAAGGAAACUUUUUCAUCCACAAAAUUGAAAAACUAACGACAGUUUUUGGUUUGGGGUAAAAAAAAAACAAUUGAAUGAACACGUUUUAAUGUUCAAAAUAUCCAGAUUAUUUCUUUAAGAAAAAUGCAAAAACCAACAAAAAAUGAAACACCGUCAACUGUUUAUACUCAAAUGCAAUCACCUUCAAUAUUCCAUGUGAAAAAGAAUCCCUUUCUUUCCUUUCCUUUAUAAUAGGUGGUGUUCAUAAGUGACACUUAAAUAGUUGUAACAAUGUUUUGUUCCUAAAGGAAUAAAUUGCAACUAUUUUGUAUUGUA
Molecule: messenger RNA, 3156 nt
Organism: Anguilla rostrata (American eel)
Lineage: Eukaryota; Metazoa; Chordata; Actinopteri; Anguilliformes; Anguillidae
Gene: spop
Product: speckle type BTB/POZ protein
Exons: 13
Coding region: 503-1627 (374 amino acids)
Biological process (GO): proteasome-mediated ubiquitin-dependent protein catabolic process; regulation of proteolysis
Cellular component (GO): nucleus; cytoplasm
Molecular function (GO): ubiquitin protein ligase binding
Source: RefSeq, a predicted model, not a curated record